Acanthopagrus latus (yellowfin seabream) is the source of this 10554-nucleotide messenger RNA. Its product is annotated as nuclear receptor coactivator 2-like. The transcript has 23 exons. Gene Ontology annotation, biological process: cellular response to hormone stimulus; positive regulation of transcription by RNA polymerase II. Gene Ontology annotation, cellular component: nucleus. Gene Ontology annotation, molecular function: protein dimerization activity; nuclear receptor binding. Lineage: Eukaryota; Metazoa; Chordata; Actinopteri; Spariformes; Sparidae. The record is from RefSeq and is a predicted model, not a curated record. The coding region runs from base 1454 to 6091 and encodes 1545 amino acids.
ACAAAGUGUAAAUAUGAAGGAUACAGUUUAUCCUUAUGAUAUGAUAGACUAUGCAUAUAUUAGUGUUAUGUUUUGGUAAGACUACUAUUUUAGAGCUUUAAACCUUUUAGCUAAAUAAAUAAGAUAAGAUACAUUAUUAUGCAUUAUUAAGGUUUUACUUCACUUUAAAUGGGGUGAUAUGUAAGAUUUUUAGUUGAAAGCAUUCAAAAAUGAUCGAAAAUUAUCUACAUUAUGUGAAUAAAUGGCAGUUUUUACAUUAUUAUGUUAAUGCAUUGUGUUGCAGGGAUAGUUAGCAUGCUAACUAGCAAGUGCCGGGUCCAAAGGUCAAACAGUAUUACCCCAUUUUCCUCUGGUCAAAAAUCCCACUUAAACUAAUAAUAUUGAUUAAUUAAGAUCGGGCUUUUAUGUGCACUGGGAAUGUUCAAACUCGGCGUUUACACCCAGGUCAGCAGACUCGGCAGUAGACCGGGUGAACACGCUAAAUUCCAACACCGUGCAAAGUGAUGGCACGUUAUCAACAUCCGGUGGUGACGGGUAAAUAAAGAAGGAAUCUGGGAUGCGGUCUAUUAAGGACAUUUUAUUAGUGGACUCUGCGUUGGAGGUUCCAAUUAAAGCUGCUCCGUUGUGUUUUCAAGCCAAAAAAACUCAAAAUUCCCAGCUGUGAAAAUACCUGAAUCGCCGACCGAGGUGGUUAACUUCCGGUUUUAGCGCCCAGCAAACUUCAAUGAGGAUAAAAUAUUUUAAUCGUAGACUUGUGGCUCAAAUUAUGACAGUGAAACGAGUCGUUCUGCAAGGGACGUACCACAUGAUGUCUUUAAGUUUUAGAUAAAAAUCACAAGCUUGGCUGCGAAAAGUGGGAAGGGGGUCAACAGGUGAUUUUUAUCAGGUGUACCUGCGUUUUAAAAAAACCUGUGUAGACCCGCUAAUGUUGGUGGCAUAACUGAGCUGACUAGCCAAGGGCAGCUACAGUUAACAGCAGUUAGCAGUUAAUUGUUUUGAGUAUGAAUUUGACAGGUGGCCAAUUCUUACAUAUUGCACCUUUAAAAAGCUGUCAGCAGUUUGUAUGUGUCUGUGUGCGUGUGAGUGUGUGUGUGUGUGUGUGUGGAUGGUAGAGAGACACUCAGCUCUGCAGUGUGCUAAUGAGGUGAGUGGAGGUGGAGAGGGAGGAGGAGGAGGAGGUGGUGGAGGAGGAGGGGGGUCUACUGGUAAAGAUAAACAGCCGAGGAGCCUCUGAGCCAGAGGAACAUGGCGGCCCCGGCUCUGGACGCCGCUGCCGCUCCGUCCCGCCGCUGACCGACACCUCACCGACAGAGCGACGUCCCGCACGACACGCACCCUCAGCUCAUUCUUCUUCUUGUCAACUCUCAGAGAGGACUGAAUGAUGUCACAAGGUAACCCUUUGUGGAGGUCUACCCAAGAUGUUUUGCAUAUAAGGUGCUGAUAUUUGCUGAAGAUGAAUAGUGGGGGGGGAAACACCCCAGAGCCCCCCAGAGGGGGGGAGUCUGUGAAGAGGAAGGAGUGUCAGUCGGACAUCCUGGGCCCCAGCCCUAAGAGGAGCACUGAGAGGAGGAACCGGGAGCAGGAGAACAAGUACAUCGAGGAGCUGGCCGAGCUGAUCUUCGCCAACAUCAACGACAUGGACGACCUCAACGUCAAGCCGGACAAAUGCGCCAUCCUCAAAGAGACGGUGAAGCAGAUCAGGCAGAUCAAGGAUCAGGAAAAAGCUCCAGUGGCCGAUGCUGAGGAGGUGCAGAAGGCCGACGUCUCCUCCACCGGACAGGGUGUCAUCGAUAAAGACGCCCUCGGGCCCAUGAUGCUGGAGGCCCUGGACGGCUUCUUCUUCGUGGUCAACAUGGAGGGCAACAUAGUGUUCGUCUCGGAGAACGUCAGCCAGUAUUUGCGCUACCAGCAGGAAGAGCUGAUGAACACCAGCGUCUACAGCGUGCUGCACGUUGGAGAUCACGCCGAGUUCGUCAAGAACCUCCUGCCCAAGAGUCUGGUCAAUCAUCGCAGCAGUGAUUCGUCCAACAGAAACAGCCACACCUUCAACUGUCGCAUGUUGAUCAACCCUCAUGCCGACGGCGAAGCCAGGCCGACGUCCGACCAGCAGGACGCGUCACAGCAGAAGUAUGAGACCAUGCAAUGUUUCGCCGUCUCAGAACCCAAGUCUAUCAAGGAGGAAGGAGAAGAUUUCCAGUCGUGUCUCAUCUGUGUGGCAAGAAGAGUCCCCGUCAAAGAGAGACCUGUGAUGCCCACGUACGAGAGCUUCACCACACGGCAGGACCUUCAAGGUAAGAUCACGUCCCUUGACACCAGUCUGCUCCGUGCGUCCAUGAAGCCGGGCUGGGAGGAUCUGGUCCGGAGGUGCAUUCAGAGGUUUCACCUGCAGAACGAAGGCGAGAUCUCCUUCGCCAAGAAACACAUGCAAGAUGUGUUGAGGAACGGCCAUGCGCUCAGCCCUCUGUACAGAUUCUCCCUGGCAGACGGCACCAUCGUCUCCGCUCACACCAAGAGCAAGCUGGUCCGAUCUCCAGCCACCAACGAACCACAGCUCUACAUGUCGCUGCACAUCCUGCACAGGGAGAACAUGAGUGGCAUGACUGCAGACCAGGGCAUGGCCAAGCCAAUGACGCCAACCAGCGUGAGCGGUCCCUCCCCUUCCCCUGAUGCCAGUGUCACCAGCAACACGCACCACUCCGCCGCCGCCUCAAGUGGACGUGGUUAUGGGGCAGCAUCAGGUCGGGCGACCACGCCUCAGGGAAGCAGCCACGCACUCAAACUGGGCAGCCCCUCAGCCCACGGAAGCCCCAGCGUCACCUCAGGGGUCCAGGGUGCCAUGUUGUCUCCUCGUCAUCGCCAGAGUCCCAGCAUGGCAGCUAGCAGCAGCAGCUGCGGUAGCCCUCACCUCCCCCAACAUCCACCGGGUUCCUUCUCCCCUGCAGCCGGCCUCCACUCACCAGCAUCGGUGUGCAGCAGCACAGGAAACAGCCAAGGGUUCAAUUCCCUUAGUGCGCUGCAGGCCCUCACCCAGGGCCACAGGAUUUCCCAGGGACUCACUGAGGGCCAGCAUCCAGAGUCACCUGACAGAAAGCCAGUUGGCCUACAGAGCCCUCUUGACAGUAGCAGCGCUGGUAGCCAGCCAGCCAAGAACAAUCCCGGCUUAGAGGCCGACUUAUUUGGAACUUUUGAGGAGCAGCACGACUUGUUGUCAUCACAAAGCCAAGAGGGUGAGCAGGAGGAGGGGAGAGACGAUGACCCCGACAGCUUUGGAGGUGAUGGAAGCUUAGGGGAGCUCGGCGACGCCCAAAAUCGCCUUCUGAACACAAAAGGGCACACUAAGCUGCUCCAGCUCCUCACCACCAAAUUAGAACCCUCUGAUCCCUGCUCACCAACGCGAGCACUAGGCGAUGACCAGGACUGUAAGGAUGGUGGGAUUGGGGGUAUGGGUGGGGCCGGGCAUAACAACCACUCCACCUCGUUAAAGGAGAAACACAAAAUUCUCCACAGGUUGCUGCAGACCAGCACCUCGCCCGUGGAGCUGGCCAAGCUAACGGCUGAGGCUACCGGAAAAGACGCCAUCGGUCCAGAGUCAGCAUCGGGGGACAGCAUGGCCGCACUCGGUGAACUGAAACAGGAGCCGGGAAGCCCCAAAAAGAAGGACAACGCGUUGCUUCGCUAUCUGUUGGACAGGGACGAUAAUGGCAUCCUGGAUAAAGCCAUCAAGAUGGAACCUGGUGAAGGACCGAAGCUGUCUAAUGUUAAGACCGAGAAACAGGAGGCGGGUUUCAACAUGCCGGAUCAGUCCAGUGAGCUGGAGGACCUGCUGGAGGACCUGCAGAGUGGCGGCCAGCAGCAGCAGCAGCAGCAGCAGCAGCAGCAGCAGAUGUUUGGGAGCCAGCCGCCGGUCAGAAGACCAGCCUCCUCUUCAUCUGCAUCUUCCUCUGUGCCGCCUAGUUCAUCUGUGGACAAACAGACCAUCAUCAGCAACAUCCUGCAGAUGACGGACAGCAGCAACAGCAGCAGCAGCAGCCCCCCCAACCAGCACAGAGCCUUCCCUCCCAUCGGCCCCGCAACAGGCUUUAACAGUGCCAGGCCGGGCCAACCAGGUCGAGGUGCUCCCCCGGUCAGGAGUGCGUCUCUAGAUGGCAGCAUGGGUCCAAACCCCAGCGCUGCAAGGCCAUUUCCUCCUCAGCACAGGAACAACAGCCCCUACUCCUUACUGCAGCAGCAACAGCAGCAGCAAAGCAUGAUGGGAACCCACGGAGGCAUGACCAACCAGGCUGCGAUGGCCAAUGCAGGCAUGAUGAAUAACGGGUCGAUGCGGGGCUCCAUGCAGCAGGGCUGGGGUCCACAGGGGCCCAUGGGGGCCACCGCGGGGCCGAUGAUGGGCCAGGGGGUCGGACCCGGUCGCAUGGUCCCCAACAUGAACACUGUGAUGGCGACGAGAGGCUUGCCCGGGUCCAGAGCCAUGGUCAACAUGCAGAUGAUGGGCAACGAGAUGGAGAUGGCGACACCCGCCUACCCUCAGCAGCAUGCUCCACCCAAUCAGACUGCACCGUGGCCAGACAGAAUGAUGGCUAUGGAUCACUAUGGAAACCAAAGCAGGCCGCCGUACGGCGUCCCUCAGGGGGACGGGAUGGGUUGCUGCGGAACCGGACCCGAGGGCCAGCCAGAUGAAGGAGCCCUGCUGAGCCAGCUGUGCUCGAUGCUGAAGGACUACGAAGGUCUGGAGGAGAUCGACAAGAUGCUGGGAAUCCCGACGCUGGCUGGACAGGCACCUAUGUCGGAGCAGGACCAGUUCCUCGGCUCCCCGGAUCCAGCGACCAGCAUGAAGCCUCUCAUGUACAGUCAACACUACGGCGGCCAGCCAGGCUACGGCGGCAUGCCUCCCGACGGUGGGUUCCACGGCCCCUCCAUGAGCGGCCACAUGGGGCCGCAGAGGAUGACGCCCGCUGGUUACCACCCGAUGAUGAGGAUGCCUGGGAGCGUGGGGCCCAGACCGGUCGGGAUGAGGCCAGGGGGGCCGAAUCCAGGAGUGCCACCUCAGCCCAACAACAUGAGGCUCCAGCUGCAGCACCGACUCCAGGCCCAGCUGAACCGCCAGCCGAUGGUGAACCAGAUGAGCGGAGUGUCCAACAUGAAUCUACCUCUACGGUCUAACGUACCAAACCAGGGAACCCUCAACGCCCAGAUGCUGGCACAACGUCAGCGCGAGUACCUCAACAACCAAAUACGCCAACGCCAACAGCAGCAGCACGUGCACCAGCAGCGUGCCAUGAUGAUGCGGACCCAGGGCAUCAACAUGCCGCCUAACAUGCCCACCGGGGGCGCCGCUCCUACGCCGAUGCCCAUGGGCGGCACCAACCCGCGGCUGCCGCAGGGCAACCCGCAGCAGUUCCCCUACCCGGCCUCCAGCUACGGUACCGGCCUGCCCUCUCCUCCUCCACCUCCUCCUCCUCAUCCCGGCUCCUCCAGUCCCUUCUCCUCCUCUCUCUCCCCCAGCCAUCAUCUGACUAGCCAGGGCAUGAUGGGAAAUGUAGGCGGGCAGUACAGCGGGGUUAUGAGUCCGCCAUCACAGCACAGUGCCUUCCAGUUCAGCAGUUCAGGAAUGAGCCAGCAGCAGCAGCAGCAGCAACACCAGGACCCAGUGUCAGGCUUUCCAUGUGGGGCCGCGACCCCGCAGAGCCCACUGCUGUCCCCCAGGAUGGGGCAGGGUCAAAGCCCCAUGCUGCAGCAGAACCAGGGCCAGGCCCAACCCCAGGGUCCGAACCAGGGAGCACCUCCGGGCUACCAGGCGAGCACCGACCACAACGGAUGGCCCCAAGCUGCCAACAUCUCCACCAGCAACAGUGUGUACCCCCAACAGUCCCAGUCACAAUACUCCACACAGCCCAACGGAGGAAUGUACAGCAGCAACAACAACAUGAACAUGGCAGUCAUGGCAAACAACGCUGGCAACAUGAACCAGAUGUCGGGACAGAUGAGCUCCAUGAACACUGAGCAGGUGAGUGACAGCAGCCUGAUCCUGGAGCAGCUGGUGGAAAUUGACAUGUUAUCGCAAGACAGCGAAGCCAAUUCUAAUUUCUGCUGACCCCGGCUGAGGCUGAGACAAGGUAACACAGGAGCCAAUGCAAAAAAGAAAAUGAAGAAAAACACUGACGCCUCCUCAGCUCAGCUCUCGGUGGAGCUGUGAUGGAAACACUGCUGACUCGGUCACACCAGCCAACACAGAGGCACUCGAGAGAGACACGACAUGUAAAACCUUCUGAACUGCAUUCACUUCAGUGUGGCUCGCUACACUGAUUUAACAUUUUAUGCAAAAAAAGUCAGAAUUCACAGGGAGACUGAACCACUGAGCAGGAGGAUCUAACAAUCUGUGGACUCAGGGUGUUGUGGGGAACCCUGUAUUUUAGCUGUUAACUGUGGUUCUUGGUUUGAUCCUCAGUAAUCAGACAACACCAGUUAUAUUUAUCUGUUUUCUAUACGCUGUAAAUUCUCACAUACACCCUGGUAUCCAAACAACUUUGAGGCUGCUCCAAAAACCAAAUUCAUUCAAGAACGGGAGGUCUGUUUUCAAGAAAGGCUCCCUUCCUUCACUGAUUGGAAACAGACACAUUCAAGACAAACAGCAGUGAACUAAUGUGAGCACAACAGAAGACAGGGAGGGAAAUAACGACCGCUAUUUGAGAAUUUACAGUAGCUGUAGCAGUAUUAGUUUUAGUCCCAGGUUGCAGUACAUGGACCCACACAUGCAGUGUUAGCUGACAGUCUGCGCUCUGCUCAGAUGAAUGUAUGAUCCCUCUCGAGUCUCUGGAGGAGUGUUUUGGUUCUGUGUGUGUGUGUGAAACCGAAACAACUCGACGUCGCGGUUUGGCGCUGGAGAAGUCGAGCGGUCGACGGGUGUAAACGGCACCUCUGGAUUAUUAUUUUUAUUUUUAUUUUUUUUUACGGUUCUGUUUUAGAGCCUGACUGAAAAAAUGUCAAAUGAGAGAAAUAUUUUACAGGUAUUUAUAGUUUUGAAGAAGUUUUAGAGAUUAUUUGUAUGACACAAAUCAAGGAUAUCUUUCUUUAAGGAAAUCUCUCAAAAUGGUACAUUUUGAUGUCGAUUUUAAAAUUAAUAUAUUUCAACUGCUGUAGUUACAGGGGAGCUGUAUCCCUAUUUAAUGACUUUUUGAAUGAAGGUGAAUGUGUAUAGAUCGUGUACAUACUUAGAUUUAUAUAAAAGAAAAACAACCUUUUCCUCUAAGUGAUAUUGCAAAACGGCAGUUUGGAGAUUUAGUCCAAAACAUUUCUCAGAGAGCAAAAAUGUUUCAUCGGUCGAAUUAAAUCUCAGUGUUUGGAGCUUAAAGACCCACGAGACAACGAGACUACGGGUCAGUUAACUGACUUACUUCAAUGUCAAAGAUUGUACUGGACAAAAUGUCAACCAAGUGUUCAGAUACAGGCAGCAUGGUUGAGCAUGGGUUAGUUAAUGUGCAAGCUAACUGGCUUAUAAUCAACUCGCUAUUGCUAUUUUUCAAAAGAUUUGUAUGUUAUUGGCGAUUUUCACCAAGUAGAAAAAUGCUUGACACUCUGAGAUAUUUCUUUCUCUUGGUGUGUCGCUGCUGCAUUUUAGCCACAGUGGGAAUGUUGAUCAGUCCACCAUUUUGUGUCAGGGUCAAAUAUCUUUCAGAAAUUUGUUACAAACAUUCAAAAUUCCAGUACAUGAAGUAUAAAAAACUUGAAUAUCAUUUUGAUUGUAUGAAUAACUUUGUUUAUUGAACAAACACCUGUAAAACUAAUGACAUUCCCGUCAGUCUCAGCUGCUCUGUUUCUUGCUCUUGAGCGAAUCUUAACAUGCUAACAUGCUAACAUGCUAAAGCAGAAGAUAAGCUGCCGAUCCUGAUCAGAGCUGAAGUCAUACUGAUCGUAGGCAGAAUGUCUGCAGUCGGUCCAAACUUACAUGGUUGUUUUUUUUUCUCCGUCCACUGAGAUUUGACCAAUGAAAUGAUUUCUGCCUCUCCAGCAGCUUUGCCUCUAAAGACAACAACACGUGUACAUCAGCUGAUUAAACUCCGCGCUGCUGCGGUUCAUCUUGAAACGACACUUUCCGGCGGCGAUGUGCCACAUUACGAGCUCUCUGUCGCGAGGAAGGACGAUUCAAAAGCCUGUCGUUUGUGUCCAGACACAAUAAUAAUAUGUGAUGAUUAUAAAUUCUCUCAGAUGAAUGUCUCUCAGUUUGACCUGGCCCGUAUAAAAACAGAUGAAUGAUGCUGAAUUAAAGUUAAAGGAGACUACUAACAACCCAAAGCGAUGCGGGCUCAAACUGUAGCGUUUUUGGGAAAUGUCUCAUCAAAUCAAUUUGAAAGGUGCUCUGUUUCUUCAUUAGGUGCUGUCUCAUAUAAGCUUUUAAUUGUGUAACUGGCAACACAGACUUCUGAAUCCCUCCUGUCUUUUAUUUCAGCAGGUCCAGAAGUCUGUUAAACACACACUGUAAGAGAACUCUGCUUUAAAACAAACAAGAAAACAAGAAUGUGAAAAUGCAAACUGACUGCAGAAUGAAACACUGAAGAGUUUGUAUUUGUGGUUUGUUUCCCUCCUCGCGUCCUGUCAGCUCUCGGUACGGUGAAUUACAACUCCGGUGUGCGAGCAGAUUGUAAAAAAGAGAGAGAACGUAAAGCCGUGCAGCGUUCCUGAAUGUCAAACUCUCUGCAAAGAUUUUUAAAAAAGGCAAUCAGAGAGCGUGAACGUGAAUGCUCGUGUACAGAAACUCCUGAUGUCUUCAGAUGAAUUAUUUCCUCUUGAUUUUCACUGAUACAGCAUACGUACGUGUUGGAAGAAGAAGUUGUUUUUUUUUCUUAAUUCAUAGAUGGAUAUUUUAUCAACGGCAAAAUACUGUAAUUCAUGUAAAGUACCUUAAGAUGCUAAAAGACGAAGCAUAAUGCCUUAGAUCUGUGAUUCUCUGUCUGGUGUGGAACUGUCAACGGUUUACACGUGAGUCCCGUCCUGCUGAGCGAGUCUUCAAACUGUAGUUUUAACAAAUACACAAGCAGGAUUUUUAUAUUUUCCUCCCAAGAAGUGACGCUGGACGAGCUGUUCAGACCUGUUCAGACCUGUCAGCUCAUUAAUUAACAGAUUAAUAAUCCCGUGUUAGCAUUUUGUCAGCAAGACGCAAAUAAUUUGUAAUUUCAAUGUAUCGCUACGUGGAGUUUGACUUACUGACCUCCUGACAUUGACUAUUAUUAUUAUUAUUAUUAUUAUUAUUAUUAUUAUUAUUAUUAUUAUUAUUAACAGCCAGAAAUGGAGCAACCCCUCUUCCUGAUGGAAGAUUAUUAAAUUCUGAUAUUUAAUACUUACAAAAUUCAAAAUAUUACAGUUUCAAUCACAACAAGAAGUCCUGUUUGUGAAUUUUCAUCUUUCAAUAAUGUUUUUUCUCCCAAACUCUUUUUCUCUCAAAUGUUAAACUUUGUAGUUGUACAAAGACUAAAAUAAAAAGCUUAAACAGUCCAGACUUCAAACUUUAAACCUUCCACAGAUUGAAUGUACAUGAAAACAGAUAUUAUACUAAUUAGAAUAAAUGUCAAAUUGAAGCGGGAAAAUACUUUUUUCUUUGUUCAACAACUUGAGUGGCAUCACUGCGCUGUUUAAAGUAUAUUUCACAGAGAUCUUUGUCAGUUUUGUUAAAAAAAAUGCUUAUUUUUCCUUCUAACUUUUUUCUAUUUAAAGCCACAAUGUGUAGAACUUUUUUGAAAUCUUAAAUUAGUCUUAUGAAGUGAAACGAUCCUUUCUUUUGUGAUUCUCCCACUAGAUGGCGCUGACACACACAGCGGCUUUUUAAAGAAACAGUUCACCAAAAAAUUCAAACAUAGUCAUCGUCAUCCCCUCCAAAAACAUUUCUGGAGCUUCACAGUAAAACAGCGUUGCAGAGUUCUCCUGAACGACUGAAGUAACGGGUGACGUGUUUCUUGCUCGAGGCUCAAUCAUACGAUGACGUGAAAAUAACGUCUUUUCAAAUACAUUUUGGAUCUCUGGUCCUCCGUAGACUUGAAUUACAACAUUUAGGCAAAUUCUGCAGCACUGUUUCGCUGUGAAGCUCAACAAAACCACAAAACUUCACCUGACUUUCCAUCAGUACGGGGCUGAGAAGAGAAUGACUGAAGAGAAUUUUUUAAAUUAUCAGCAGGUUUGCAAAAAAAAAAACAAAAAACAAAAAAAACAACAAUGCAGGCAGAGAAUUAAAAAAUAUUUUCCAUUAUUCAGCGCUAAGCAACAGGUGUUAUUUUAAACAGUGUGCAGCUCAGUUAAAAAGAUUCAAAUAUUCACUCAGUAAAUCUACCGAGCCUCCACAGACGUCGGUUCUGAAGAGUUCUGCCCUGAUGUUCAUAUUAAAUAUCUCAGCAGUGACACGAAGUCCAGUCUGUACAGUUUAUGAUCACAGUGUGAGUGUGUUUAUUAUGCAAAAGUCCGGACGUUCACACCACUUUAUGCAAGCUGUCGACUCUAAUGUUGCUUUUGCCAAUGCUGCUCGUUAAUUUAUGAUUCAUGCCACUGUAAAUAAAUUAUUUUUAUUGAGCC